Molecule: messenger RNA, 1491 nt
Organism: Naegleria fowleri
Lineage: Eukaryota; Heterolobosea; Eutetramitea; Acrasida; Naegleriidae
Exons: 1
Coding region: 1-1491 (496 amino acids)
Source: RefSeq, a predicted model, not a curated record
AUGUGUGAUCAAGCCUCCACAAUGAAUACACUCACGAUGGACCAUUCAAACAACCAGGGAGAUGAUCAUUCAAUCUUGCAACUCACGAUGAAUUGGCUGUUACAAAACAUUGACAAGCUUCCUCUCGAAACAUACGUGAACAUUCUCUCCAAACUUUCUUUUUUGGCCAAAACCAAAACACCAACAACCAACAGUAGUGCGCAAUCUCAUGUUGGAAUUAGUGUCAGUGGUGGCAGCGAUAGUGGUAAUGAACAAGGUUCUCAUUGUAUGGACUCUCAUACAACAAAAACAACAGCGAGUGUCUUUCAGACUCCUGAGAGGACGUUCUCCAACAAUCCUCCGUUGUCCAUUGAAACACCUUAUUCUUUCCUUCAACAUGUCGACACCAUCCCACAGCAUGUGCCAAACAUGUCAACACCCUCCAUGAAUCAUCUCCCAGUCAUAUUUCCAACAAGGUUGACUCACAUCACAGAACAAACACCUCCUCUACAAUCACAACCUCAACCACCACCAAUCGAUUCACUCUCGCUCUUGAAUGGACAACAAGAAGAAGAAUUGCAUCCUGUGAGUAAUGAUGAUGACAAUGUUGUACAUGCUUUGUUGAACUUCAUGGAAAGUCCUCCAAUCUGCAUGCAGACUCUAAAUGAUGUUGGAGUUCCAUCUUUCAUGGUGGUGGGUGCGAGAAAUGAUGAUGAUGGACCUUCAUUACAACAACAACAACAACAACCAUCCGCACGAUCAUCAUCAUCAUCAUUCACAAGUAGCAAAGUUCCUAAUGACACUUUUGCAGCGAUCACUCCAACCAUGACGAGUAGCAGUUUUAAAUCUUGUCAAUCACUACUUUCCAUGCCUUCUUUCUACUCUUCACCACCACCACUUCAACAACAGAGCAUGCAACCUUUGAGAGAGGAAAAGGUGGAUCUGGUUUCUCCAAUGCGUUUGGUCAUUUCUGAAAAGGUUUCUGACGAGAGGAUUCCUCUCUGUGAACCUUCUCCUUCGACCACAACAACAAUUCUCGUAAAUCAACAAUCCAUCAUGAUGAAUGAACCAACAAGUCUUGAUCACUCUCAUGUGGUCACCAAAGUUGGAUCAGAGGACAAUUCAUUCUCCUCAUCAUGCUUGUCCUCGAAAUCAUCAUCUUCCAAAUGCUCAUCCAAAACAAACGGUGGGAAAAACAUCAUUUCCAAACCACACAAAACAAAAAGAAAUAAUCAUUCAUCCAAACACACGAAUCACCUUCUGGUAAAUGCAUCUUGCUCUCAAAACAAAGAAUUACGUUUGAAUCCAUUCUGCAAUUACUCAAUCGAAUCCUUUUCGAAUCAAAAACAAGAAAAGAAGAAAAGAGGACGACCAAAAGUAAGAAGAGAGAACAGCGAAAACGAAACCAUGACGAAGCAACAACCUCAAUCACAAGACACUUCUUCUUCCAAUUCACAUCAGGCUUCAUCUGUCUUUUACACCAAAAGCUCUUUUCGCAAUAUCAACUUUUGA